This is a messenger RNA of Nothoprocta perdicaria, 1598 nucleotides long. RefSeq names its product cytochrome b reductase 1. The transcript has 4 exons. Bases 1 to 852 code for a protein of 283 amino acids. Gene Ontology annotation, cellular component: lysosomal membrane. The record is from RefSeq and is a predicted model, not a curated record. Gene Ontology annotation, molecular function: oxidoreductase activity. Lineage: Eukaryota; Metazoa; Chordata; Aves; Tinamiformes; Tinamidae.
AUGGAGGACUACUGGCGCUUCCUGGCGCUGCUCGUCUCGGCGCUGCUCGCCGGCUUCGUGUCCGUCAUCUUCGCCCUCGUCUGGGUCUUCCACUACCGUGAGGGGCUCAGCUGGGACGGCGGCGCGGGCGAGUUCAACUGGCACCCGGUCCUCGUCGUCACCGGCUUCAUCUUCGUGCAGGGCAUCGCCAUUAUUGUAUAUAGAUUGCCCUGGACCUGGAAAUGCAGCAAACUCCUGAUGAAGUUCAUCCACGCUGGGUUAAAUACCAUAGCUAUGAUUCUUGCAAUUGUUUCUAUGGUCGCCGUGUUUGACUACCACAAUGCCAGCAACAUUCCCAACAUGUAUAGCCUGCACAGCUGGAUUGGGCUGACUGCUGUGAUAUUUUAUUCUCUCCAGCUUUUCCUGGGUUUUGCAGUCUUUCUACUCCCUUUUGCUCCAGUUCGUCUUCGAGCAGCUCUCAUGCCAAUACAUAUUUAUUCAGGCCUGCUCAUCUUUGCAACAGUGAUUGCAUCAGCUCUUAUGGGAAUCACAGAAAAGCUUAUAUUUUCACUGCAAAAUCCUGCAUACAGGGAAUCUCCCCCAGAGGCCAUUUUUGUCAACUGCCUCGGCCUUCUGAUCGUAAUCUUUGGUGCGCUGGUUCUGUGGAUGGCCAGCCGGCCCCACUGGAGACGCCCCCCUGAAGAGCUGCCCAAAGCUCCGCGGCCCAAUGGAGGGGCUUCCGAAGGCACCGAGGCCGAAUCCACCAUGACCGACUGCAGCAACGCAGAUAAACCCGACGUGGACUUCAACAGCGAAGCGGCCAGAAAACGAAACCUCAAGCUUGAUGAAGCAGGCCAGCGAUCAACGAUGUAAGGGAAACAUACAGUGUUAACAGCACUAUUACGUUGCCAAAAAUACUUCUGAUUCACUUUCACCGAUAUAGAAAUAGGCUGGGCUUGCUGAAAGUUAUUCAAGAUCUCAGCACAUGAAUUUGAAUUCCAGUAACUUCUAAAUAUUAGUUCAUGCUUAAUCCUCAUUAAGUAAAUGAGAGCUGGAACAAAAAAUAUGCCAAGUUUAAUGCCUUUAAAAGUAGGUCUAAUGGGAAAAUGUCUGUCACUUCUAAAUGUAAUGCCCAUAUCUCUUAUGAAAAGUUAUUGAAACUAUAUUUUUCUGAAUCUUACAGGUAAGAGUGAGAAUUGUAAGUGAAUUUCAGAGAAGAGAAUUUAGUGGUUAGCAUUAAUUCCUGAUAAUGUUCAUGUUCUAAAAGGCUUGUUUUCUAAGCUGAUGAACCCUCUCACUGGCUGCUAAAAAUCUGUGGAAUUUGAGGUCAUCAGCACUUUGCAGAGUUGCACUGUAAAAAUUUCUAGCCUCAGAUUUUAAAUUUAGGUAAAGAAACAGUUUGCCUAAAAUUUUCAUGAAAUGUUAUGUUGUUUUGAAAAACAUUUACAUUGUUUAUCAGAUUUUAAAUUUUGACCUUUUUAACUACAUUGGGUACACUGCUGUAUGAGCAUUUAGCUUUGGAUGUGGGUGAUUGUCGCUGAGGUGCAAAGGAAAUGGUGAGGUAGCAAAGGCAGAAUUCGUCUUAUUUGGACAACUACAGAUACUUAUAUACUAUAUAU